AUGGGCAAUGCUGCAUAACUGGCUCUUCCCUAAAGCGCUUUCAUUGUCUCGGUUUUACAAUCAGAGCUUUGUUUUGACACCUCAGCAGUUGUCAGCUGUUAUUUGUUUUCCUUGAGAUGCUUUAGAACCAACCUCCCUUCAGAUGCUGAUGCUCGGACAAACACAUCUUUGUUGCCACAUGACUCUGAUCUGACCCUUGUGUUUGGUUUUUAUUUGGUAAGGGCUUUUUAGAAGAUAACUUGUGUUAUUGAACUGGGCCUUGUACCACUUCCUGCAGCAUCACAGAGCUUUGGUAAAAGCUAAAUCCCCCCCUCUAUAUUGGCAUCAUGUGCUUUUCAGGAGUGUCUGUAUUGUGCUGGUGCUUUAAGAAACCAAGAACCUUCUUUUCCUCUAAGAUCACCAUCUUAAUCACAAGAACUCAAUGCUGCUCUGCACUAAAGACAAGACUGCAGUUAGUGGUUUGCUGCUGUGUUUAUUCGGGUUUCCUUCACACCUGGAUCAUCUGGCUCCAAGCUGGUGACAGUUCGAUGUUUGGAGCAUGGAAAACAAGGCGGAGGCCGAGGGCUGCUCUAUCGCUGCUCCCUGCGAUGCCCUCCCCGCGGGGCGGCGGCGUUUCCCGGUGGGGCGGAGCUGGUUCGACCGCUACGGAGCCUCCGUCGGAAAAGGAGCCGCUGGGGGAGCUCAGCAGCUUCAAGCAGGCCUGAGUUCUGAACCUAUCUGCUCCAUUCUGAUGAGGAAAUUCUAGAGGUUCUUUUGAGCAACGAGAGCUGUGCUGUGCCUGUGCCAUGGCAGCGAUGGUGGCAGAGAAGCUCAGCCGCCUCUUCAUCAACGUGCGCCAGGUCCCACAACUGCUGGCCCCCCCAGUGCCCACCACUGUCAGCAGCUCCGAGGUGCCAAGGGUCUUCUGGAAGCCUUACAUCCACACCGGCUACCGGCCUGUGCACCAGACCUGGCGUUAUUAUUUCUUCACGCUCUUCCAACAACACAAUGAAGCCAUCAAUGUGUGGACCCACCUGGUGGCCACGCUGAUCCUGCUGCUGCGCUUCCAGCAGCUCUCCCACAGGGUGGAUUUUGGGCAGGACCCCCAUGCCCAGCCUCUCCUCAUCAUCAUCACAGCAUCCAUCACCUACCUGACGUUCAGCACGCUCGCUCACCUCCUGCAAGCCAAGUCUGAAUUCUGGCACUACAGCUUCUUCUUCAUGGACUAUGUGGGGGUGGCCAUCUAUCAGUAUGGCAGUGCGUUGGUGCACUACUACUAUGCCAUCGAGCCCAGCUGGCAUGAGAGGAUCCGGGGCUUCUUUAUGCCUACAGCUGCACUGCUGGCCUGGCUGUCGUGUGCAGGCUCCUGCUAUGCCAAGUUUCGCUACCAUCAGACAGCGUGGCUGCUGAGCCGGCUGUGCCAGGAGGCACCAUCAGGCCUGGCCUACCUGCUGGACAUCAGCCCUGUUGUGCACCGCAUCUACACAGCAUCACCUGCAGGGCACACAGACCCAGCCCUGCUGUACCACAAGUGCCAGGUGCUGUUCUUUCUCAUCGGUGCCUUUUUUUUCUCCCAUCCUUACCCAGAGAAGUUUCUCCCUGGGAAAUGCUAUUUCUUUGGGCAAAGCCAUCAGAUCUUUCAUGUCUUCUUGGUGCUUUGCACCUUGGCACAGAUUGAGGCUGUGGUGCUGGAUUAUGAGUCCAGGCGGCACAUCUACUCCUCGCUGCAGGGUGACCUGGCUCAGCACUUCUCUGCCCUGUGUGUGCUCACUGUGACCUGCUCCGUGCUCACGGCUGCAUACAUGGCACGGAAGGUGAGGGACAAGCUGAGCUUCAAAGAAGACUGAGAUUUGGGGCAGAGUAAGGGAUGCAAUGGCCAAAGGAUGCUCUGAGGAGAGGAAGGAAGCGCUUUGCGGACUGUCACUUGGCACUGCUCUCUCCAGGAAGGGAGAAUAAGAGCUGCUCUUCAUGCUUUUUAAUUCAGAAUUAAUCCCAUCGUAUUCAUGCAAUAGUGCACUGGUUUAGUUCCUAUAUCUGAAUAAACAGAUAGAACGGUU
Messenger RNA from Coturnix japonica (Japanese quail), 2036 nucleotides. NCBI's taxonomy places the organism in Eukaryota, Metazoa, Chordata, Aves, Galliformes, Phasianidae. The record is from RefSeq and is a predicted model, not a curated record.